Messenger RNA from Benincasa hispida (wax gourd), 686 nucleotides. RefSeq names its product Polyketide cyclase/dehydrase and lipid transport superfamily protein. The record is from RefSeq and is a predicted model, not a curated record. Lineage: Eukaryota; Viridiplantae; Streptophyta; Magnoliopsida; Cucurbitales; Cucurbitaceae.
UAUGAAUGACAUCAAAUGCCAAAAAAGAAUUUAAAAGAAAAAAAAUUGGGAGGGAUUCUCACAGCAGAGCCGAUCCAGUCUCCAAUGGCGCAAAACUCUGCAGCGAAAUGGGAAGGCAGAGUUGCAGAGGCGUUAACCGUGGCGGCAGCGGACCAGACAUGGCCGAUGAUUAAGGAUUUCUUCAAUUUCCACAAAUGGUUUCCAACACUAGCUAAUUGCUACGGACUUUCAGGCAUUAACGGCGAGGUCGGCUGCGUUCGAUUCUGCUCCGGCUUCUCGAUUCCCUCCACUGACGGCUCCGACCGCGUAGUUAGCUGGUCCAAAGAACGGCUGGUGGAGAUUGACGACGAGCGCCGCCGCAUAUGCUACGAGAUCGUGGAUAGCAACAUCGGAUUCAAAUCGUACGCGGCGACGAUCGAGGUGGCUGAGGGAGGCGGCAGCAGCAGUUGCGUGAUUGAAUGGAGGUUCGAGGUUGAGGCGGUGGAAGGUUUGACGGUGGAUGAUUUGGUGAAGAAGUACCAAGUGGGAUUGAGCUCCAUGGCCAAGCGAAUGGAUGCUGCCGUACAAAAUAAAAUUUAAGGCCGGUUUUUUUUUUUUUUUUUAAAUGAAAAUUAACCUCUAAAUUUCUUUGUUCUGCUUUGUUGGGUACGCGUGACAUUUUUAAAAAUAAAGUCACAUUUGUGGAA